UCUGGCCUUUCCACAGAAGAAUCACAGAACCAUUGCGAAGAUAUCCCUUGCCCGCCUCUGACCAAGUCGAAGGCCCGAAAGCGACGCGGCCAUGGAUGGUCUCGAAAGAAAACUUCAAGGUCGGGUCCAAGUAAAAAUUCUGAAGACCGUGCUACUCCCACCAGCAAGAAACGCCGAAUAGGCGAAGCGGAUGCGGAAGAUCACGAGCUCAGGCCAAGAAAGCAACAGCGCGUCACUGAGCUAGUUGAAGGACCGUCAUGCGUCGUUCCUGUUGUACCCGAAGGCCCGCAAAUUGCGAUAAAUGGUGGAACGACGCGCGACCAUGAGACCAAUAGGAAUUCGGAGACAGCUGUACCGGGUUGGGCGGUGGAAAGGCCGAGAGUCAACGAUGCACGGUUCACAGGACCAGAGGUCAUUCUAGUCAACGUCGAGGAGCAGGAAGAAAUAGAUUUCCUGUUGUACGCACCAGGUCCUUUCGAUUACCAUCCAGGGACACCAGUAGAUACACCAACGAGCGCGAGCAUGUCCCGAUAUAAUAGCGAUCCGGGCACGCCAGGGUUAAUGGCUGAGGACAACGAGAAUCGGCGAGGCGAAAGCAAUUCACCAGACUCAACACCUGCCACAACGCCGCAUGCGCAGUCCAUCGAAAGAUCACCCACAAUUAUUACUCUAGGGACAAUCGACGAAGACCAAUCUUACUGGGCGGCUGAGGAAGGUGACGAGGAAGAAGACGAGGGCGACGCGUCCGAGUCCGUUGUUGUGUUCAAUAGAGAAAGAUCCAUGGCUCCCAGUCCUCCGUCUCUUUCUCCUUCGCACCCCACCGUGCAUCCCGCGACCCCCGCGCAUGUCGACGAGCCUCAGAUGAUCCUGUGGCCAUUAGGACACAAUCCGUGGAAUGCUCUACACCCUUGGUUGUAG
Molecule: messenger RNA, 918 nt
Organism: Fomitiporia mediterranea MF3/22
Lineage: Eukaryota; Fungi; Basidiomycota; Agaricomycetes; Hymenochaetales; Hymenochaetaceae
Exons: 2
Source: RefSeq, a predicted model, not a curated record